Schistocerca piceifrons (Central American locust) is the source of this 1665-nucleotide messenger RNA. Its product is annotated as cyclic GMP-AMP synthase-like receptor. Bases 176 to 1207 code for a protein of 343 amino acids. Lineage: Eukaryota; Metazoa; Arthropoda; Insecta; Orthoptera; Acrididae. The record is from RefSeq and is a predicted model, not a curated record. The transcript is spliced from 9 exons.
CGCCAGUCUGCGUGAGCGUAAACGCGUGCAUUUCGGCUUCCUCGCCUAGUGACUUGGCUGUCUUGCCAAGUCACAACAGAGACCUCGAGGGGGAAGUCGCCCUCUUUUGUCGUGAUGCGUGACAAUUGCGUCUUUGUCAGUUGAGUUUGACUGUUCCUGGUGAAUCGUUGCUCCAAUGGCAAACUAUAAAGCUUUAGAUAGCUCAAUUCAAAAAAUUCUGAAAGAAAGUAUUUCUUUAGAUGAACAGCAGAAGAAACAAUAUAAUGCAAAGUUACAAGAGCUUUUUGAUAUAUUGGAAACAGAAAUGAAGAAACAAGAAGACUUCAAAGCACUUUUUCGACAAAAACAGUAUGUAGGAAGCUACUUCGAGAAUCUGAAAAUUGAAGAGCCCGAUGAAUUUGAUGUUGAUUUUGAACUAGUCAUCCCUUCAUAUGUUGGUGAGUUAAAGGUCUGUGCUAGCCCACAUCCUGGUUUCUGCCAGCUAAAGCUGAAUCCGCCUCCUGCAGCAUCAAGUAGUGGGAAUGAUACAGUCAAAACAAAAGUGAAGAAGUGGUUUGAUGAAAAAGGCUUUAUGUUAAGGUCGAAAGUUCAUCAGUGGAUGCAAGGUGUUGUCGAUAAUGCAUUAAGGGAAUACAGAAGCAGUGACAUGAAAAAAACAUUUAAGAUUGCCAGAUCUUAUUCAGGGCCAGCUAUUACCCUCAAUGUAGAACAUGCUACACAACCAGAGAUGAAGUUUUCAAUUGACCUUGUUCCUGUCUUUGUUUUCCAAGGCUGGCCAACCACAGUCCAUAAACUGCACAAAUAUAAAAAGACAAUGGGUGAUGAUAAGAAACUAAGAGAUGUCCAAAAUUGGAAAGGAAUUGCAAGCUACUACUUAAAGACACUCUUUUUAUGGAAAAAUGACACUGAUUAUAAUUGGUCCAAAAGUAUGGGUGAGCUUUUUAUUGAGAUGCUGGGAGAGCUGAAAGAGUAUUUACUGGUUAAAAAAGCCCUUCCAUUUUACUGGGUCAGUGAAUGUAAUCUGUUUUCACAAUUAAAAGAUGAACAAAAAAAGUGCAUGGGAGGAUUUCUGCAGAGGAUGAUUGCAGAUAUUGAAAGAAAUUUGGAUAAACCUGACUACUUGCUGAAGUAUUUUAAACUAAGCAACGGUAACAGUUCUGCCAGUGGAGUGUCACACGCACUUGCCUCACUUACCCUGCGGAACUGAUUAAGUGUGAUGUAAUGUGUAUUCUACACACAAUGACUCAUUUCUGGAAUUACCAUCAAAAAUUCUGUAAGCGUGUGUGAACAACUGCAGAUGUGUUAUGUCAGUAAUUUUAUACUGCACUGAAGAAGUUCAUGAAAAAUUGUUAUGCAUACUGAAAAUCUUCACAUAAUACUAUAUCUAUGACGCAACCUAGGUGCCUUACCAAAUAAAGGAAAAGACAGCUAAUGGCUGAUGUGGUAUUUCAAUGAUUUGAACUUUGUAUCUUCAAAUAAGAAGGAAAAGAAACUGCUCAGAUAGAAAUUAAUUGCAUGGAAAGGAAAUCAGACAAAGUCCUUAAUUUUCACACUUAACUUGAAACUACAGAAAACACCUACAGUUGCUCAUUGUGCCAUUGUAAUGCACAGUGAGAGGCCGUAUUUUUAGGAGUGAAAAAUAAAAAACUUACUUUUUUACUAAAA